Vicia faba (fava bean) is the source of this 1251-nucleotide messenger RNA. NCBI's taxonomy places the organism in Eukaryota, Viridiplantae, Streptophyta, Magnoliopsida, Fabales, Fabaceae. The record is from the annotation of a GenBank genome assembly.
AUGGCUUCAAUAUUACAAACUACAGUUCUAACUUGUUGUUCUUUAACAUCUUCAAAGAGAGUUAUUAAUGCAGCUAUCUAUCUUCCCAAACUCCCAAAUAUUUCAUUGCCACCAACAAAGAUACAAACCAACAGAAAACAACAACUUGAUCAUCAACCAUUAAUACUAGAAAAAAACAACUCACAAAUAUUGCACGAUGAACAGAAGCAGCAAUAUUCUAACUCAACCGUUCAACUCUAUGCAGUUUUAGAAGCUGUAUUGGACAGAGUUGAAAUGCAUCAAAACAUUGGCGAACAACGUAACAACUGGAAUACUCUUCUGCUAAACUCAAUAAACAUGAUAACUUUAACUGCUACAACCAUGUCUGGUGUUGCUGCUGUCACAAGUGGGGAAGGUGCACCACUUUUGGCUUUGAAACUAUCUUCUGCUCUUCUGUUUUCUGCUGCAACUGGUUUAUUGCUUAUCAUCAACAAAAUCCAACCCUCUCAACUCACAGAGGAACAAAGAAAUGCUACAAGAUUGUUUAAACAGCUUCAAAGACAAAUCCAAACCACUAUUGCAAUAGGAAAUCCUAGUGAGGAAGAUGUCAAAGAUGCAAUGGAUAAGGUUUUGGCACUUGACAAAGCUUACCCACUUCCAUUAUUAGGAGCAAUGCUUGAAAAAUAUCCAGCAAAAUUUGAGCCUGCUGUUUGGUGGCCUUCCAACAAAGGAAAACCACAAAGCAAGAAAAUGGGGAAAAUGAAAAAUGGAUGGAGUGAAGAAUUAGAAAUGGAAAUGCGGGAAGUUGUUGAAGUGAUAAAGAGAAAGGAUGCCGAAGAUUAUAACAGACUUGGAAACAUAGCGUUGAAGAUAAACAAGAGUUUGGCAAUUGCAGGUCCAUUACUCACAGGCAUUGCAGCUGUUGGAUCUACAUUUAUAGGCAAUAAUGGUAGUUCUUUGGCUGCUUUUGUUCCUCUCAUGGCUGGUUCAUUGGCUGCUGCAAUUAAUACUUUUGAGCAUGGUGGACAAGUUGGAAUGGUUUUUGAAAUGUAUAGAGCUUCUGGUGGUUUUUUCAAGUUGUUAGAAACUUCAAUUGAAUCAACCUUGGGAGAGAAAGAUUUAGAGAAAAGAGAAAAUGGAGAGCUUUUUGAAAUGAAAAUGGCUUUACAGUUGGGAAGAAGUGUGUCAGAGUUGAGGGCACUUGCAUCAAAAUCAGCUUCUUUUCGAAUGGAAGGUGUUGACAUAGAUGAAUUCGCCAGCAAACUUUUUUAG